Messenger RNA from Camelus dromedarius (Arabian camel), 1688 nucleotides. RefSeq names its product histone H2A type 1-B. The record is from RefSeq and is a predicted model, not a curated record. The transcript has a single exon. Lineage: Eukaryota; Metazoa; Chordata; Mammalia; Artiodactyla; Camelidae. The coding region runs from base 1 to 393 and encodes 130 amino acids. Gene Ontology annotation, biological process: heterochromatin formation. Gene Ontology annotation, molecular function: DNA binding; protein heterodimerization activity; structural constituent of chromatin. Gene Ontology annotation, cellular component: nucleosome; chromatin.
AUGUCUGGACGUGGUAAACAGGGCGGCAAAGCUCGCGCCAAGGCCAAGACCCGCUCUUCGCGGGCCGGGCUCCAGUUCCCCGUGGGCCGAGUGCACCGCCUGCUCCGCAAAGGCAACUACUCCGAGCGUGUUGGUGCUGGAGCGCCGGUGUACCUGGCGGCGGUGCUGGAGUACCUGACGGCCGAGAUCCUGGAACUGGCGGGCAACGCGGCCCGCGACAACAAGAAGACCCGCAUCAUCCCGCGCCACCUGCAGCUAGCCAUCCGCAACGAUGAGGAGCUCAACAAGCUACUCGGUCGCGUGACUAUCGCUCAGGGCGGCGUCCUGCCCAAUAUUCAGGCGGUGCUGCUGCCCAAGAAGACUGAGAGCCACCACAAGGCCAAGGGCAAGUGAAACAUAGUUCUUAACUUCUGCUUCCGGAACUCAAAGGCUCUUUUCAGAGCCACCCACUUUUUCUGGAAAGCGCUGAAACACUUCAUAAGUCCAGGAGACAUGUCUCAAUGCUUAAUGUGUGCUUGUCUUUUCAUUUUGUUCAUGCUAGUCUGAUAAUGUUUUGAGUUUGAAAAUGGAGAUCCGCUCCCAUGUUUACCACAGAUAGGGUCAGUUUAGUUGUUGGUCACUAUGCACCGUAAUAUCUUAAGAAUUUAUGAAGUUAAAUGUCAUUCCCUUUUAGUGAAUGAUGAAAUAGGUUUGAGCAGAAAGGAUCGUUGAUAAACGAAUUCUGUGUCAGGGCAUAAAUUAGGACUUGUGGGCUCUAGGUGACAUGUAAAUGACAAGACCAUGAUGCCUCUUAAGGUUGGAAUAUAUGUGCAGUAUAUAUGUGUAUAUACAAAUAAACUUGCUCUCAAAAAGUAAAAUAUGAAUAAAUGAGAGAACAAAGGAAUAGCUGACCAAUGACAUGUUAGGGCGGGCUUUUUAAAUUUGGAGGAUGCGACCAUUAAUUGUGAGACAUUUUAUCCAUUGGUUAUUUCUCUUCAGAAAAAAUGUAAUAAAUGAAGUACACUAAAAUCAAUACUACAUGAAACCUUGCUGUUACGGGCUCAAAGUGGACUAUGAAUAAAAUUUCGACUUGUAUUCAAAUGCUAGUGGAAAUCCAAUUGUACUUCUCCAGAAGGAAACCUGAGAACAAAUCACAGCGGGGACACUAGGAACCAGACUGACCUGCUCUUAUAAAUAAGGUCAGAAACAGCACCAGCACGGUAUGCUCUCCAGCCAGUUUCCUUUUCUGUUAUAAUGGCUUGCAGUAAGUGAGGUGGGAAGCCCCUUUAAAAGACCAGCAGGACCCACAGGCAGGGCCACUACUUUACUCCAGCGCCAUCUGGUUCCCCAGCCCGGCGGCAUUAUCUGACUUCUGUGCUUCUGUAAACCGCUUGCUUCUAGGAAAGUCAUACUUAGCCCUAAAAUUCUAUAUGUUCCCAAAGCUCACUCCUCAUUGGUCCAUUUAUAACACCUCAUUUGCAUAUGGCGCGAAUCUUCUCGAAAACUAAAAUUUUCUUAAACCUUAUAAACGGGGUCCAGAGGUUGGAGUGUUAACUCCUAUGGGUCUGCCGGCGUAAUAAACCUGAGUUUUCUAACCAUCCGAGUGCCGCUUGGUCUCUCGCCGGGAUCCAGGUUUCUGUAAUACUUUACUGUAACAUAAGCCGGCAGCCCGCAAGUGCACGGGCAGCGUGAAGAAGUAGCAGCGUUAC